Messenger RNA from Tupaia belangeri chinensis (Chinese tree shrew), 2391 nucleotides. It is a transcript of the gene MAP7D3, whose product is annotated as MAP7 domain containing 3. The coding region runs from base 1 to 2256 and encodes 751 amino acids. The transcript has 17 exons. NCBI's taxonomy places the organism in Eukaryota, Metazoa, Chordata, Mammalia, Scandentia, Tupaiidae. The record is from RefSeq and is a predicted model, not a curated record.
AUGAGUUUGUCUAAUCUUUCCUCAUGGCUCAAGUUACACAUUUUUGACAGGAACAGUGCAGAUGUGACAUCGUAUCCUUCUUUGUACAUCACAUCAGGACACAUAAAGGCAGAGGGCUGCUCAGAGAACCCUGAGGAUAUGGUUGCUGCGGCUUACACCAUUGCCAGGGAGAAGCAGAAUCAAAGGAGAAGGAGCUCAGUUGCAUUCCACUCGUCAUCAAGGAGAUCAACAUUUCAAUCUGAUGUGGACGAUGGAUCUAUACUUAGAGAUGAUCUCAAACAACAAUUGGCCAAAGAGCGCAGAGAGGAAAGAAGGAAGCAGCAAGAAGGCCGUAGACAAUAUAUAUUUACUGAAAAACUUCCACAAGAUACUUCUAAUUUCAGCAAACAGAUAUGUGUGACACCUGCAGUUAUUUACAAUUCUUUGGCCAAGAGAACAGCGGAAAAGAAGAAAACCACGUGUGUAAAUAGAAGAGAUGGCAAGUUUCCUCCAUUUGUUGGUACAGAGCAAGUGGCAGAAAAUUCAGGUGCUCUUCAUCCACUUAUUAGUCCUCGACAUGAUAAAUUAAUCAGUCAGCUGCUCAUCCCAGCAAAAGCGAAAUUAACCAGAAGCACUAAUGUUGGUUCAUUGCUCGUCCCUGGAGUGCCUAGUCCAGUUACAGGCCACAGCAACUAUGUAAUAAAGUACAUACAUGUGCCCUUGCCUCGGUGUACAAGUGAAGACUUGAGGGCUGUCUUCAGGCGUCCAAAGGUAACAACGAAAGUGCCUCCUGAAACAUCAGAGACAGGCCCACAGGAGAAAGAAGAAACACCUCCCGUGGCAACAGAGGAGGCAUCCCCUGAGACAAAUGGGGAGACACCCCCCGAGGCCAGUGGAGAGGCAUCCCCCGAGGCCAGUGGAGAAGAGCCCCCUGAGACCAGUGGAGAGGCACCUACUGAGGCCAGAGGAGAGGUGCCCCCUGAGGACAGUGGAGAGGCACUCCCGGACAUCAGUGGAGAGACACACCCAAAAACCAGAACAGAAUUGCCCUUCAAGUCCAGCAUGGAGGUGUACCCGAUGUCUUUCAUGAAAGCGACACCCAAAGGGGGAAUGAGAGCUGCUUCUAAGAAAUCAAGAGUGGAUAAGCAUGACUCAUUCCCUAUUGUCAAGAAACAUCUGUCAUCAUUCGUGCCGUGCUAUAGGUGGUUGUCAUCUCAGACCAGUGGGUGGUGGCAUCCACCCUCUUCCAUGGGUAGUAAGCAAAUCCAUAAGACCCGCCCUCCAUCACCAUCACCGGUUAUGUCAAAACAGUCAGCACAGCCUACCCUUUACCAUAAAGUAGUAUCUGACCAUCGAACUGUACAUGUGCAAAACGGAUUGACUACUUCCAGAUCAAAAGAAACAGUCACUGAAAAGAGUCACAGAUUUGAGGUUGGAAGCCAAAGGCAUGUGACUUACGAAGAGUCCGGCGAUAAAAGAUCACUGUUAAGUAUGAGUGACGACGAAGCAAGACAAGUAUUGAUUGAAAGACUUCGUGUGGCUCGUGAACUUAGAGAGCAAGAUGAAAGAGAGCGGCUUCAAGAAGAAAUGGAAAAAAGGAAAGAUGCAGCAAAGCAAGCAGAUAAAGACCAAGCAGAACUGUCAACACUUGAAGUUAUACAGGCUAAGCAAUAUCAAGAGGAGCAGAGAUUGCUGCAACAGAAAGAGGAAGCCAAAAGAAAAGCUCGAGAAGAAGCUGAUAUAUGCAAAAAGGAGGAGGACAUAUAUAUAUUACAACAUUUACAAGUAAAAUUUGAAAGAAGAAAGAGAAUGGAGGAACGUAGGAAGCGGACCAAAAAGACCAACGCAGAUGCUGCUAAGCCUGCAGAAACAUUGGACACUGACAAAAAACAGGAUGUGGAAGAAGCUAAUGUUGAGGACAAACCAGAAAGCAACGUGUUCUCUUCUGAUGAAGUAUUUUCAUCAGUCAGUUUAAGUGGCAGACAGUCCCCUAUUAAAACUCUCAAGAAAAAGACUCAAAAGCUGGUGUUUUUAGAUCCCACUGGCAACCUGAUCGAUUCAGAUGUGACGACCUAUUUUAAUGAUGGCCUGAAGGACGCAGAGCGACAAAGGAGAAAAGAUAUUUUGAUGUCAGCAAAAGGUUCAAAAUCAGCCAAGAAAAAGACUAAGAGCACAGCAAGAACUGGAAAGGGAGAGGAAACCAGCAGUGCCGAGAGAUCUUCUAGAAACCAGAAUGCCAAGGAAAGAGAUGAAAAUACCUCACAGCCUGGAGAUUAAAGUCAUCUCCUCUAUCCACUCAGCUCCCAGGCCUGUCUCCAAAAAUCUCCCUGCUUUUUACUUGAAUCAGGCCAAAACCAAAAAAAUGACCAUCAGGAAAAAAGAGAAAACAUCAAAAGGCCACCUUGGCAUAGA